This is a messenger RNA of Brassica rapa (field mustard), 2315 nucleotides long. Its product is annotated as protein CELLULOSE SYNTHASE INTERACTIVE 1. The record is from RefSeq and is a predicted model, not a curated record. Gene Ontology annotation, molecular function: protein binding. Lineage: Eukaryota; Viridiplantae; Streptophyta; Magnoliopsida; Brassicales; Brassicaceae.
GCUUAAGCUUCAAUCUUGUUUAGAUCGAUCUGUGUUUGGAGCUCUCUCUAUACCUUCUUCAGAAGGGUAUUCGUGUCUUUUUCCUUUAAUAUUCCAGGACUGUUUGAGCCUUUUUCUUAAACAAUUCUCAUUUAAUGGAUGAUGAUGAUGAUGGAUGCUACUUCUAUUUAUCUAUUAUCAUUAUCACUUAGCUUUUAUAGCAAUCAAUGUUCACACCGACGCAAGUAAAAGAAACAGGCUUUUAUUAGCACUUGUUAAAUUGUGUCUGGUAAGGUUUUGUUUUCCAUUAAACGUCGAAAGCUUUGUUAUGAUCAUUUCAAGAUUCUCAAAACUCUUUUGAUGUCGUCUUCCUUAUUGUUAAUUGUUUUCAAAUCCAUCUCCAUAUUUAUAACAUAUCUAUCAACUUGUUCAUCACUCAUCAAAAUAUCUCAUCAAGAAAUAGAGCUCCACGAUUGUCUGAUCAUGGUGGAGGAGAAGAAACCCGGAAACGAAACUCUGGUCGAUCCAACAGUUGAAGAUAUGUUACUACAUGCAUUAGAGCUUGUCCCUAUUGCUUUGGACAAAGCAAGAACUAUUACAUGUUUCUCCAGCAGGUGGAGAGUGAUCAUAUCAAGGUUAGAGAAGGUACCGACAUGUUUAUCAGAUUUCUCUAGCCAUCCUUGCUUCUCCAAAAACACUCUCUGCAAAGAACAGAUUCAAGCGGUCUUACAAACCUUGAAAGAAGCCAACGAGCUCGCGGAUGUAUGCGUGCAAGAGAAGCAAGAAGGGAAACUGAAGAUGCAGAGUGAUCUCGAUUCUCUAUCUGCGAAAAUCGAUCUUAGCUUGAAAGAUUGUGGAUUGCUAAUGAAAACAGACGUUCUCGGAGAAGUUACACAAUCAAUUCAAGUCAGAGAGUUGCUUGCUCGACUUCAAAUAGGUCACUUGGAGUCAAAACGCAAGGCUCUUGAGCAGCUCGUUGAGGUAAUGAAAGACGACGAAAAAGCGGUUAUAACCGCUUUGGUUCGGACCAAUGUGGCGUCUUUGGUGCAGCUUUUGACAGCCACUUCGCUUAGUGUAAGAGAGAAUGCUGUGACUGUGAUCUGCUCUUUAGCUGAAUCAGGAAAAUGCGAGAAUUGGCUUGUCUCCGAGAACGUGUUGCCUCCAUUGAUAAGGCUCCUUGAAUCCGGCAGUCAAGUAGCCAAAGAGAAAGCUGUUAUGUCGUUGCAGAGAUUGUCCAUUUCAUCGGAGACAUCGCGUUUGAUUGUUGGACACGGAGGGGUUAGUCCGUUGAUAGAGAUUUGCAAAACAGGGGACUCUGUUUCUCAAGCUGCUUCCGCUUGUACUUUGAAGAACAUCUCCUCUGUUCCUGAAGUAAGACAGAACCUUGCGGAAGAAGGAAUCGUUAAAUUGAUGAUUAACUUGCUUAACUGCAGAGUUCUGAUGGGAUCUAAAGAGUAUGCAGCGGAGUGUCUUCAGAAUCUCACUUUGAGCAACGAAGCUCUACGAAGAUUGGUUGUAUCAGAGAACGGGGUUCAAACUCUGCUCGCUUACUUAGAUGCACCUCUCCCACAAGAAGCUGGAGUUACGGCGAUUCGGAACCUCGUUGGCUCUGUUUCUGUUGAGACUUACUUCAAGAUCGUCCCAUGUUUAGUCCAUGUUCUUGAGUCAGGAUCAACAGGAGCUAAGCAAGCGGCUGCAUCAACUCUUUUCAGGAUUGCUACAUCGAAUGAGACUAAGAGAAUGAUCGGUGAAUCGGGUUGUAUCCCUUUAUUGAUAAGAAUGUUGGAGGCGAAAGAGAAUGGAGCUAGAGAGGUUGCUGCUCAAGCUAUAGCGAGCCUUGUGACGGUUCCAAGGAACUGCAGAGAAGUGAAGAGAGAUGAGAAGGGUGUGAUGAGUCUUGUGAUGCUGCUUGAGCCUAGUCCGAGCAAUUCGGCAAAGAAGUAUGCGGUUUCGGUUUUGGCCGCUCUGUGUUCGAGCAAGAAGUGUAAAAAGCAGAUGGUUUCUGGUGGAGCUGUUGGUUAUCUGAACAAGUUGUCGGAACUGGAGGUUCCUGGCUCCAAGAAGCUUCUUGAGAGGAUUGAGAAAGGGAAACUGAAAAGUUUCUUUAGUAGGAAGUAGAUGAAGAAAAUGAGGCAAAAUCUUAUAUUAAAACUAUGGUAUAUAAUAUUUGUGUAUGUUGUAAUGUUUCAUAAUCUUAUACUCCCUCCGUUUUUUAUUAUAAGUCGUUUUAGAGAAUCUUUUUUGUUCCAAAUUAUAUGUCGUUUUCGGUUUUCUAUGUAAAAUUUAUUAAUAAUUAAUGUUGUAUGACCAAUAGUAAUAUAUCUUCUAUUUUUCUA